Molecule: messenger RNA, 615 nt
Organism: Cryptococcus wingfieldii CBS 7118
Lineage: Eukaryota; Fungi; Basidiomycota; Tremellomycetes; Tremellales; Cryptococcaceae
Exons: 2
Coding region: 1-615 (204 amino acids)
Source: RefSeq, a predicted model, not a curated record
AUGUCCAACACGGCACCGUCCACCGCCGACGAGACGCCACCAUCAGCUGGGGACAAACGCCCACUCGACGACGAGCCCGAUCCCCAGAGCAAAAAGGUCAAGAGCAAAAAGGCCAAGAGCAAAAAGGUCAAGACCGUGCCGGCUCACCCAGAUUGGAACGAUACCAGCAACGGUAUCCGGCUUGUGAGCAGCGACGAUGUAGCGUUCUUUGUUCCGAUAUACCUACUUCAGACUGGGAGCACGGUCUUCCGAGAGAUGUUCAGCGUCGUCGUGGUGCAGAAUCCUUCCUCCCAAACUCUUUCCCCUCAUCCAUCAGCUACCUCAGCCACCCAAACACACAGUAUCGAGAUGACCGAUACCGAAUUCGAAACCUCCGGCACCAUCCACAUGUUUCUGAACGCCGUCCAAGGUAUCUCGCUCCGCUCCUACGUCAACAACGUACCUGUCUUCGAUCGUGUCCAGGUCAUCGAGUCUCUGCUCCGCUUCGCCCAGAAGUGGGAAAGUGGCCCAGCGCUCGCUGCAUACGAGAGGGUCUUGAUGGAUGAAGCGACAAAGUCUUUUUGGAAAGAGCUGUCUCGAGCCCCUCGACAUUUUUGCCUUGGCGGCUCUUGGUGA